Messenger RNA from Acanthosepion pharaonis, 7077 nucleotides. The record is from the annotation of a GenBank genome assembly. NCBI's taxonomy places the organism in Eukaryota, Metazoa, Mollusca, Cephalopoda, Sepiida, Sepiidae.
AUGUUUAUUGCUGGUAAUAUUUUUAUCUAUCUAUCUAUCUAUCUAUCUAUCUAUCUAUCUAUCUCAUUCUGUUCGUAUCUAUCUAUUUCUGUUCGUAUCUAUCUAUCUAUCUAUCUAUCUAUCUAUCUAUCUAUCUAUUUGGUCUUAUUUGUUUUAUUCUAUCUAUCUAUCUAUCUAUCUAUCUAUCUAUCUAUCUAUCUAUCUAAGACUCUUCUCUUCCCAUUAUCUAUCUAUCUAUCUAUCUAUCUAUCUAUCUAUCUAUCUAUCUAUCUAUCUAUCUAUCUAUAUUCUGUCAACUUUUUCAUUAUCUGCAAAUCUUCGUUUAAUUUCUUCUUCUUCUUUUUCUUCUUCUUCUUCUUCUUCUUCUUCAUAUUUAUGCUCUCCAUCAAUUCCUCUUUUUCCUUUCAUUUCUUUUUCUUCUUCUACAUUUCUUUCUCUUCUUCUUCUUCUUCUUCUUCUUCUUCUUCUUCCUCUUCUUCUUCUUCAUAUUUAUGCUCUCCAUCAAUUCCUCUUUUUUCUUUCAUUUCUUUUUCUUCUUCUACAUUUCUUUCUCUUCUUCUUCUUCUUCUUUUUCUUCUUCCUCUUCUUCUUCAUAUUUAUGCUCUGCAUCAAUUCCUCUUUUUUCUUUCAUUUCUUUUUCUUCUUCUACAUUUCUUUCUCUUCUUCUUCUUCUUUUUCUUCUUCCUCUUCUUCUUCUUCAUAUUUAUGCUCUCCAUCAAUUCCUCUUCUUUCUUUUUUUCUUUCUUCUUCUACAUUUCUUUCUCUUCUUCUUCUUCUUCUUCUUCAUUUAUUCAUUCUUUCUCCUUUUUUUCUCCCUCCUCCCUCUUCUUUUCUCUUUUUUUUUUUUUCCUCCCUUUCUUCAUUACUUCCUCUUCUUUUCUUUUUUUUCAACUCCUCCCUCUUCUUUUUUUUCUUUUCUUUUUUCAUUUUCUUCCAACUCCUCCCUUUCUUCAUUACUUCCUCUUCUUUUCUUUUUUUUUCAACUCCUCCCUCUUCUUCAUUACUUCCUCUUCUUUUCUUUUUUUUUCAACUCCUCCCUCUUCUUCAUUACUUCCUCUUCUUUUCUUUUUUUUUCAACUCCUCCCUCUUCUUCAUUUCUUCAACAUCUUUUCUUUUUUUUUCAACUCCUCCCUCUUCUUCAUUACUUCCUCUUCUUUUCUUUUUUUUUCAACUCCUCCCUCUUCUUCAUUACUUCCUCUUCUUUUCUUUUUUUUUUUCAACUCCUCCCUCUUCUUCAUUACUUCCUCUUCUUUUCUUUUUUUUUUCAACUCCUCCUCUUCUUCAUUACUUCUUCUUCUUUUUUCUUUUUUUUUCAACUCCCCUCUUCUUCAUUACUUCCUCUUCUUUUCUUUUUUUCAACUCCUCCCUCUUUCUUUACUUACUUUCUUUCUUUUUUUUUUUUUCCUCCCUCCUCUUCUUCAUUCUUCCUCUUCUUUUCUUUUUUCAACUCCUCCUCUUCUUCAUUACUUCCUCUUCUUUUCUUUUUUUCAACUCCUCCUCUUCUUCAUUACUUCCUCUUCUUUUCUUUUUUUUUUUUUCCUCCCUCUUCUUCAUUUUCUUUUUUUUUUUUUUUCAACUCCUCCCUCUUCUUCAUUACUUCCUCUUCUUUUUUUUUUUCAACUCCUCCUCUUCUUCAUUACUUCCUCUUCUUUUCUUUUUUUCACUCCCCUCUUCUUUCUUCUUCCUCUUCUUUUUUUUUUUUUCAACUCCUUUUCUUUUUCUUCCUCUUCCUUUUUUUUUUUUCACCUCCCUUCUUCUUCUUUUUUUUUUCUUUUCUUUUUUUUUCCUCCUCUUCUUCAUUACUUCCUCUUCUUUUUUUUUUUUCAACUCCUCCCUCUUCUUCAUUACUUCCUCUUUCUUUUUUUUUUUCAACCUCCUCUUCUUCAUUACUUCCUCUUCUUUUCUUUUUUUUCAACUCCUCCCUUUCUUCAUUUCUUCUUUUCUUUUUUUCAACUCCUCCCUCUUCUUCAUUACUUCCUCUUCUUUUUUUUUUUUUCCUCUCCUCCCUCUUCAUUUUUUUCUUCCUUCUUUUUUUUUUUUUUUUCAACUCCUCCUCUUCUUCUUCAUUACUUCCUCUUCUUUUUUUUUUUCAACUCCUCCCUCUUCUUCAUUUCUUCCUCUUCUUUUCUUUUUUUCAACUCCUCCCUCUUCUUCAUUACUUCCUCUUUUUUUUUUUUUUUUCCUCUCUUCUUCAUUACUUCCUCUUCUUUUCUUUUUUUCCCUUUCUUUUCUUUUUUUUACUUCCUCUUUUCUUUUUUUCAUCCUCCCUCUUCUUCAUUCUUUCUUCUUUUUUUUUUUUUCAACUCCUCCCUCUUCUUCAUUACUUCCUCUUCUUUUCUUUUUUUUUCAACUCCUCCUCUUCUUCAUUACUUCCUCUUCUUUUCUUUUUUUUCAACUCCUCCCUCUUCUUCAUUACUUCCUCUUCUUUUCUUUUUUUCAACUCCUCCCUCUUCUUCAUUACUUCCUCUUCUUUUUUUUUUUUUCAACUCCUCCUUCUCCUCUUCAUUCAUUUCUUCCUCUUUUUUUUCUUUUUCCCCUCUUCUUCAUUACCCUCUUCUUUUUUUUUUUUUUUCAACUCUUCUUUUCAUUUUUUCUUUUCCUCCCUCUUCUUCAUUACUUCCUCUUCUUUUCUUUUUUUCAACUCCUCCUCUUCUUCAUUACUUCCUUCUUCUUUUUUUUUUUCAACUCCUCCCUCUUCUUCAUUACUUCCUCUUCUUUUCUUUUUUUUCAACUCCUCCUCUUCUUCAUUACUUCCUCUUCUUUUUUUUUUCAACUCCUCCCUCUUCUUCAUUACUUCCUCUUCUUUUUUUUUUUUUCCCUUCCUCCCUCUUCUUCAUUACUUCCUCUUCUUUUCUUUUUUCAACUCCUCCUCUUCUUCAUUACUUCCUCUUCUUUUCUUUUUUUUUUUCCUCCUCCCUCUUCUUCAUUACUUCCUCUUCUUUUUUUUUUUUUUCAACUCCUCCCCUCUUCUUCAUUUUUUCUUCCUCUUCUUUUCUUUUUUUCAACUCCUCCCUCUUCUUCAUUACUUCCUCUUCUUUUCUUUUUUUUUUUCAACUCCUCCCUCUUCUUCAUUACUUCCUCUUCUUUUCUUUUUUUUUUCUCCUCCUCUUCUUCAUUACUUCCUUCUUCUUUUUUUUUUUUUUCAACUCCUCCCUCUUCUUCAUUUUCAACUCCUCCUCUUCUUUUCUUUUUUUUUUUUCAACUCCUCCUCUUCUUCAUUACUUCCUCUUCUUUUCUUUUUUCAACUCCUCCCUCUUCUUCAUUACUUCCUCUUCUUUUCUUUUUUUUUCAACUCCUCCCUCUUCUUCAUUACUUCCUCUUCUUUUCUUUUUUUUUCCUCAACCUCCCUUCUUCAUUACUUCCUCUUCUUUUCUUUUUUUCAACUCCUCCCUCUUCUUCAUUACUUCCUCUUCUUUUCUUUUUUUUCUUUUCAACUCCCUCUUCUUCAUUACUUCCUCUUCUUUUCUUUUUUUUCAACUCCUCCCUCUUCUUCAUUACUUCCUCCUCUUUUCUUUUUUUUUUCAACUCCUCCUCUUCUUCAUUACUUCCUCUUCUUUUUUUUUUUCAACUCCUCCCUCUUCUUCAUUACUUCCUCUUCUUUUUUUUUCAACUCCUCCCUCUUCUUCAUUCUUCCUCUUCUUUUCUUUUUUCAACUCCUCCCUCUUCUUCAUUACUUCCUCUUCUUUUCUUUUUUUUCCUCUCCUCUUCAUUACUUUCCUCUUUCUUUUCUUUUUUUCAACUCCUCCUCUUCUUCAUUUUUUCCUCUUCUUUUCUUUUUUUCUUUUCUCCUCUUCCUCUUCAUUACUUCCUCUUCUUUUUCUUUUUUCUCUUCCCUUUUUUUUCAACCUCCUCCUCCUCUUCUUCAUUCUUCCUCUUCUUUUUCUUUUUUUCAACUCCUCCCUCUUCUUCAUUACUUCCUCUUCUUUUCUUUUUUCAACUCCUCCCUCUUCUUCAUUACUUCCUCUUCUUUUUUUUUUCAACUCCUCCCUCUUCUUCAUUACUUCCUCUUCUUUUCUUUUUUUUCAACUCCUCCCUCUUUCUUCUUUUUUCACUUCCUCUUCUUUUCUUUUUUUUUUUUUCUUCUUCUCCCCUCUUCUUCAUUUUUUUCACUUCCUCUUCUUUUUUUUUCUUUUUUUUCAACUCCUCCUCUUCUUCAUUACUUCCUCUUCUUUUCUUUUUUUUUCAACUCCUCCCUCUUCUUCAUUACUUCCUCUUCUUUUCUUUUUUUUUCAACUCCUCCCUCUUCUUCAUUACUUCCUCUUCUUUUCUUUUUUUUUUCAACUCCUCCCUCUUCUUCAUUACUUCCUCUUCUUUUCUUUUUUUUUCAACUCCUCCCUCUUCUUCAACUUACUUCUUCAUUUUCUUUUUUCUUUUUUUCAACUCCUCCCUCUUCUUCAUUACUUCUCUUCUUUUUUUUUUUUUCAACUCCUCCCUCUUCUUCAUUACUUCCUCUUCUUUUCUUUUUUCAACUCCUCCCCUCUUCUUCAUUACUUCCUCUUCUUUUUUUUUUUUUCAACUCCUCCCUCUUCUUCAUUACUUCCUCUUCUUUUUUUUUUUCAACUCCUCCCUCUUCUUCAUUACUUCUCUUCUUUUCUUUUUUUUUCAACUCCUCCUCUUCUUCAUUACUUCCUCUUCUUUUUUUUUUUUUUUUCAACCUCCUCUUCUUCAUUACUUCCUCUUCUUUUCUUUUUUUUUUCAACUCCUCCCUCUUCUUCUUCAUUUCUUCCUCUUCUUUUUCUUUUUUUCAUUCCUCCCUCUUCUUCAUUUUUCUUUUUUACUUCCUCUUCUUUUUUUUUUUUUUUCAACUCCUCCCUCUUCUUCAUUACUUCCUCUUUUCUUUUUUUUUCAACUCCUCCCUCUUCUUCAUUACUUCCUUUUCUUUUCUUUUUUUUCAACUCCUCCCUCUUCUUCAUUACUUCCUCUUCUUUUCUUUUUUUUCAACUCCUCCCUCUUCUUCAUUACUUCCUCUUCUUUUCUUUUUUUUCAACUCCUCCCUCUUCUUCAUUCUUCCUCUUCUUUUUUUUUUUCAACCUCCUCCCUCUUCUUCAUUACUUCCUCUUCUUUUCUUUUUUUUCAACUUUUUCAACUCUCCUCUUCUUCAUUACUUCCUCUUCUUUUCUUUUUUUUUUCCUCCCUCUUCUUCUUACUUCCUCUUCUUUUCUUUUUUUUUUUUUCUUCAACUCCUCCUCUUCUUCAUUACUUCCUCUUCUUUUUUUUUUUUCAACUCCUCCUCUUCUUCAUUACUUCCUCUUCUUUUCUUUUUUUCAACUCCUCCCUCUUCUUCAUUACUUCCUCUUCUUUUUUUUUUGUGGCCUCAACUCUCCUCUUCUUCAUUACUUCCUCUUCUUUUUUUUUUUUUUUCCUCCUCUUUCUUCUUCCCUCUUCUUUUCUUUUUUUUUUUUCCUCCCUCUUCUUCUUCUUCUUCUUUUUUUUUUUCAACUCCUCCUCUUCUUCAUUACUUCCUCUUCUUUUUUUUUUCAACUCCUCCCCUCUUCUUCAUUACUUCCUCUUCUUUUCUUUUUUUCAACUCCUCCCUUCUUCUUCUUCUUUUUUUUCCUCUUCUUUUCAUUUUUUUCAACUCCUCCCUCUUUCUUCAUUACUUAUUCUCUUCUUUUUUUUUUUCAACUCCUCCCUCUUCUUCAUUACUUCCUUCUUUAUCUUUUUUUUUUUCAACUCCUCCUCUUCUUCUUUACUUCCUCUUCUUUUCUUUUUUUUUUUUCCUCCCUCUUCUUCAUUACUUCCUCUUCUUUUUUUUUUUUUCACUCCUCCUCUUCUUCAUUACUUCCUCUUCUUUUCUUUUUUUCAACUCCUCCUCUUUCUUCAUUACUUCUCUUCUUUUUUUUUUUUUUUUUUUCUCCCUCUUCUUCAUUUCUUCAACAUCUUUUCUUUUUUUCAACUCCUCCUCUUCUUCAUUACUUCCUCUUCUUUUCUUUUUUUUCAACUCCUCCCUCUUCUUCAUUACUUCCUCUUCUUUUCUUUUUUUUUCAACUCCUCCCUCUUCUUCAUUACUUCAACAUCUUUUCUUUUUUUUUCAACUCCUCCCUCUUCUUCAUUACUUCCUCUUCUUUUCUUUUUUUUUCAACUCCUCCCUCUUCUUCAUUACUUCCUCUUCUUUUCUUUUUUUUUCAACUCCUCCCUCUUCUUCAUUACUUCCUCUUCUUUUCUUUUUUUUUCAACUCCUCCCUCUUCUUCAUUACUUCCUCUUCUUUUUUUUUUUUCACCUCCUCCUCUUCUUCUUCCUUCUUCUUCUUUUCUUUUUUUUUUCUCCUCCUCUUCUUCAUUACUUCCUCUUUUUUUCUUUUUUUUCCUCCUCCCUCUUCUUCUUUACUUCCUCUUCUUUUCUUUUUUUUCAACUCCUCCCUCUUCUUCAUUACUUCCUCUUCUUUUCUUUUUCAACUCCUCCCUCUUCUUCAUUACUUCCUCUUCUUUUCUUUUUUUUUCAACUCCUCCCUCUUCUUCAUUACUUCCUCUUCUUUUCUUUUUUUUUCAACUCCUCCCUCUUCUUCAUUACUUCCUCUUCUUUUCUUUUUUUUUUCAACUCCUCCCUCUUCUUCAUUACUUCCUCUUCUUUUCUUUUUUUUUCAACUCCUCCCUCUUCUUCAUUACUUCCUCUUCUUUUCUUUUUUUUUCAACUCCUCCCUCUUCUUCAUUACUUCCUCUUCUUUUCUUUUUUUUUCAACUCCUCCCUCUUCUUCAUUACUUCCUCUUCUUUUCUUUUUUUCAACUCCUCCCUCUUCUUCAUUACUUCCUCUUCUUUCUUUUUUUCAACUCCUCCCUCUUCUUCAUUACUUCCUCUUCUUUUCUUUUUUUUCAACUCCUCCUCUUCUUCAUUACUUCCUCUUCUUUUUUUUUUUUCAACUCCUCCUCUUCUUCAUUUCUUCAACCUUUUCUUUUUUUUUCAACUCCUCCCUCUUCUUCAUUACUUCCUCUUCUUCUUUUUUUUUUUUUUCCUCCCUCUUCUUCAUUCUUCCUCUUCUUUUCUUUUUUUCCCUCUUCUUCAUUACUUCCUCUUCUUUUCUUUUUUUUUUUCCUCCUCCCUCUUCUUCAUUACUUCCUCUUCUUUUUUUUUUUUCUUAG